This is a messenger RNA of Cylicocyclus nassatus, 484 nucleotides long. The record is from the annotation of a GenBank genome assembly. NCBI's taxonomy places the organism in Eukaryota, Metazoa, Nematoda, Chromadorea, Rhabditida, Strongylidae.
AGGUAAAAUGAGGAGUUUGUUCGUUUUAAUAGUGCUGGUUGCCAUCAUUGAAGUCACAUUUUCGUACCCUAGAAAUACAGACAUGUUACCAAAAAGGGAUAUCAAACCCGAUUGGGAAGAUUUAGGAUGGGCAUGGGGUAAACGUAGCUCACCAGACAGCACGUUCCCGCGACGGUUUCUACGAUCUAUGCAACUGGUGAAAAAGACUCCUGACUGGCACGAUCUUGGCUGGACCUGGGGGCGUCGAUAGAAUGUUCCAAGAUGGGAGUGAAGAUAUUUAAUUUACGCACACACAACACAUGCAUGCCUACCGUAAUCCAAUGGAUCUAAAGCGACUCUAAAUUGCUACGCCGUCGCCGCCACCGUAUUAUUUGUCAUAUUGUCGCAUUUCAUUUGAUAUAGUACAGCCAGCAUAUAUAAAUUAUCGUUGUUGUCGGAUAAAUACAUGUUGUAGAAAAGAGAGACCAUUCAUUCGUUAACCACG